GUACAAAAAGAGAAAGGAAAAGAGAGAAAAGGAUGAUACUUAUGCUCACUUUCUUUACUUAGCUCAAAUGACAGACUGUGAUAUCCCUUACUUACUCAUAGGUUUUAAAGAAAGCACUGUGUCUGCGAUCAGUACACAGACAACCAAACUAUACCCUAACGAACAAAGCAGCCAUAUACUCAAGGAUCAACUUGUCCGAUUCAUCUUACAAAGACAAUAUCAUCUUAGUGGCGUAUUUAAGCAAGACGUAUCAAAUCAUUACAAGGAAACACCCGUAGAUAUAGUACAGCAAGUGAUAAAUGACGAAGAAAACGAUGACAUAUUUUUACUCGUCUAUCGCAAAUUCAUGACACCCAAAGAUCUCUUACAGCAACUUGUGAAGCAGUUUGGAGAAUAUGAUUCACCGCUUACAUCAGAACAGGAGAGGAUUCUAUCAAUACUGCACUCCUGGACGUCUUGCUACUGGAACGACUUUUACUGUUCAGCCACACGCAACACACUGCAGUUGUUUCUUGAAAGGAUACAUGACGUAGAGAGUCCGCUUUAUGAGCGAAUCGUCGCCCUCACAUCAGCAGAACCGCCGGAAGUUGACCGGGAUGCCAGCUGGGGCGUAUCAGAUGAUGGAAGGAACGAGACUCUGGGAACGAUUUCUGAAGAAGGAGAUAUAUAUUUACCGAUGCGACGAUCCAAAUCGACCCAGAUAAAACCAAGCGCCACAAAUAAGGAGCCUACCAAACGGUUCUCAACACCUGCGAUUCCUUUACUGAUAUCUCCAGGCAUAAAACGAACGCUGACCAAGAGAAGGACGCUCGCGAGCGUGCUGAAUACGAUCACAGUCAAAGACAUGGCUGAACAGUUGACGUGGAUUGAAACCGAACUCUAUUCCAAAAUACAACCACGCGACUUUUUAAGACAUAUUUGGCGUCAGCGACAAGAUCAGCCAACUCCGAUAGCUGCGUCUAUUGAGCACUUCAACUUUGUGUCAGAGUGGAUAGCUUCGAUGAUUGUGAAUCAGGAUCAAGUGGAAGAAAGAGCAUUUGUGUAUGAGUACUGUUUGGCUAUUGCUGUGGAGCUAGAAAAAUUGAAUAACUUUAAUACGCUGAUGGCUGUAUUGGCAGGAAUAAAUAAUGCAGCCAUUCUGAGGUUAAAGGAGACAAAACAUUUGGUAUUUGAAAGAAAUAAAAAACUGGUUGAAAAGUUUUCUAGACUAGAAAGCUUAAUGAGCUCAGAAAGGUCAUUCUACAAUUACCGAUGUGCACUAAAGGAGAGAUCAAAAUCAUUCGGUAUUCCGUAUUUAGGUAUUCACCAACAGGAUCUUGUAUCACUCUGUGAGGCGAACAAAGAUCACAAGACUAAUGGCAAGAUACACUGGCAGAAAUUUCGAUUGAUAGGACAGAGUAUCAACGAAGUUAUGACACGGUUUGAAUCCAUGAAUGGACGUAUUGAGCCCAACCCGUUCAUUCUUUAUUUUAUUGGAAAUGAAUUAGAGAUAUUGACAGAGGAUGAGAGAUAUGAAAAGUCAAUACGACUUGAACCAAGAGAGUUACAUAGCUCAUUCACUUAUAAUAAUCAUCAUCAUUCUAGUCAUCGUUGGUUAAUGCUUAGGACAUAGCUGAUAAAACAAGGCUUGGUGUCACUCUUGUGUUUUGUUGUACAGCAAUACAUUUUUUUAAAGCAAAACCAAAAAAAAAAAGAAAAAAAAA
Messenger RNA from Rhizopus microsporus ATCC 52813, 1703 nucleotides. Its product is annotated as ras GEF. Gene Ontology annotation, molecular function: guanyl-nucleotide exchange factor activity. Gene Ontology annotation, biological process: Ras protein signal transduction; positive regulation of GTPase activity. Bases 68 to 1612 code for a protein of 514 amino acids. Lineage: Eukaryota; Fungi; Mucoromycota; Mucoromycetes; Mucorales; Rhizopodaceae. The record is from RefSeq and is a predicted model, not a curated record. The transcript is spliced from 6 exons. Gene Ontology annotation, cellular component: plasma membrane.